AUGGAGACCAGGAGAAAAGUGAGAAGGAUCAUACAACAGGAGAAUGAGGACUCUCGACUCGUUGAGAACAUAAUACGUGAGCAUGUAGAGAAGCAGAGGCUGCGAUUGCAGCAGGAGGAACUGGCUCAGAGAGAGGCUGAGGCCAGAGACAAAUUAAGCCCUGAGGUGAAGCGUGAACUCAAGCAGAAGAGAGAGCAGCAACUUCUGCAGAUCCAUCUGGUGCGAGAACAGAUGAAGACACGCCACCAAUGUGGGCAGGAGUCAGAGCACAGGAAGGCCCAGCGCAGGAAGGCCCAGCGAAGGUGGCGGCGUACGGAAAAGUGUUCACAGAACAAUAAACGCCUUCUGGAGGAACGGCAUAAAAGUCAGGAGCAGGAGGAGAGAGAGACCCAGAAGAAGACAGAACAGGAAGAGUACGAGGGGCAAGUGGAGAUGGCCAUCCAUAGAGCUUCCAUGGAAAACCGUAUCGCUCUUCCUCUGGGCCAAAGAAACGGUGAAGUCGAUAACCGUCUUCACUUCUAUAAGGACGGACAAGGCUUCAUCGUAAGCUCCAAGAGGAAGUUUGAGCCUCGUCAGUCUUUAAUUUUCACUGAUGAGACGCCCAAAAAACAGGUGACAGUACCUCAAGGCAACACCGCUCCAAAACCAAAGAGUGUGAAACAAGUAAGAGUACAGGAGCAGAAACAGCCAUCCCCCAGUGUUUGUCGAGGGUUAGGGUUAGGACCAGUCGAGAAGUUGGACCAACCCACACCAAAGUUGUUGGCCAAGAGAGAAUCUAGGGGGUCAGCUCUUCCUAUGAGGUCCAUUUUACGAAAGAGUGUGGUCCUGUCAGAAGGUAGUUCCAAGCCUGCUCUGGAACAUAAGUGUGAGGAAUUGAAAUUACCUGUAAUUAGUAAUCCAAAAAAGAAGCUGAGCAUAAUCCCAGUUCAGGCACCAACAGGUCAAACCAAGUCUGAGAGAGGCAAACAUCCUGCAAUUCAGCGUCAGGUGAAGUCAAUGACAUUGCCAGAGGAGGAGGAAACAUGCGGAAUUGUGGGCACUGUGAAGGUGGUUAGAAUCCCAACCCGGGGGGCAAAGCGAAGCGAAGUCCCAGGUUUGGAUCCAGACACAUUAGCCGUGAUGUUCCAUCCACGUCCCCCCAUGACACCAAGACAGCCUGGAAGAACCGGAACGUACAGAACCAGCCACACGGUUGUCAGUUUCCCCCAAGGCCUAGCAAACGACUCCAAAGUCCCAAACAAAGUCGCUCCAAUCCUCACAACUCCCCAACAUGUGAGACGCCACAUUAGUCACGUCUCUUUCUUUUAA
Messenger RNA from Knipowitschia caucasica, 1308 nucleotides. NCBI's taxonomy places the organism in Eukaryota, Metazoa, Chordata, Actinopteri, Gobiiformes, Gobiidae. The record is from the annotation of a GenBank genome assembly.